GAAAAAGAAGAAGAGAGAAAAAACAGUGAAGAAAAAUAAAACUCAAAUUCAUAUUCUUUAUCGUUUUUUCCGAGCCGAGAACGUCUUCUCCAUUUCACAUGGCUAACGCAGCAUCAGUAAUGGUUGUGCAUGAUGAUUGCAUACUCAAAUUCUUGGAACUGAAGGAGAGUCGAACAUUCCGUUCCAUAGUCUACAAGAUAGAGGACAACAUGCAAGUGAUUAUAGAGAAACUUGGUGAACGUGAACAAUCAUAUGAGGACUUUGUAAACAGUCUUCCAGCUGAUGAAUGUCGAUAUGCCAUUUUUGAUUUCGAAUUUAUCCCAUGGGAGAGAAAGAUUUGCUUCAUCGCGUGGUCUCCGGAAACUGCCAGAAUGAGAAAGAAGAUGAUUUACGCGAGCUCUAAGGAUAGGUUCAAGAGAGAACUAGAUGGAAUUCAAGUGGAGUUUCAUGCAACUAAGAAAUAA
Arabidopsis lyrata subsp. lyrata is the source of this 464-nucleotide messenger RNA. RefSeq names its product putative actin-depolymerizing factor 11. Gene Ontology annotation, biological process: actin filament depolymerization. The coding region runs from base 99 to 464 and encodes 121 amino acids. Lineage: Eukaryota; Viridiplantae; Streptophyta; Magnoliopsida; Brassicales; Brassicaceae. Gene Ontology annotation, molecular function: actin filament binding. Gene Ontology annotation, cellular component: actin cytoskeleton; cytoplasm. The transcript has 3 exons. The record is from RefSeq and is a predicted model, not a curated record.